UCUCUCUCUCUGUGUGUUGAACUCUCUAACGAGCCUUACGUGUUUGUAGAUAUGCCUCUUCGAAAAUUGGUUUUCAUAUGAACUUAUUAUACCCUUUGCCGAAUUGUUUCUCAUAUCAACUUAGGUGGGUCUGACUUGUUUUUUUUUCCAACCCAGUCUGAGCUCUGCCAGUUAUGUUUCUUCGUCAAGUGGCCCUGGCAUUGCCUCUGUCAAGGAGGUUCUUAAGCAGUAAAAGCAGCCAUGAAUUUACUAGUGCAAUCGCGGAGCUCAAUAAGGAGAUGGAAUCUGUAUUUGGUGAACCUCCUUCAACUACUCUCGCCAGCUCUAGCAGCGACCAGUUUAAUUUUCAAGAUUCUCAAUCUGUAUCUCCAAAAGUAGCGGAUAAUGAAUUUAGCUUGACCCACAUCGGCGACGCUGGUGAAGUCCAAAUGGUGGAUAUCUCUUCAAAAGAAAUUAGCAAGAGAGUAGCCAUUGCCAGUUGUAAAGUUAUACUGGGCCAAAAAGUGUUUGAUUUGAUCUCAGCCAACCAGAUGGCAAAGGGGGAUGUUCUGAGUGUGGCAAAAAUUGCAGGAAUAAGUGGAGCAAAGCACACAAGCAACCUCAUCCCACUAUGCCACUACAUCAACUUGACUCACGUUCGUGUUGAUCUGAAAUUGAAUUCAAUGGAUUAUAGUCUUGAUAUAGAAGGGGAAGCUGCUUCAACCGGGAAAACUGGUGUGGAAAUGGAAGCAAUGACAGCGGUGACUGUUGCGGGUCUGACAGUAUAUGAUAUGUGCAAGGCUGCUUCAAAGGAUAUUCAGAUUACAGAUGUAAGGCUUGUACGCAAAACUGGAGGGAAAAGUGGGGAUUGGUCCAGAGAGAUGAUUAUGGAAUAGAGUGGGGUCGAAAUCCCAACUUGAAUGGCAGAAAGUUGAGAUUCACUUCUGAAGAGGGUAGGAACAACUUGAUUUUGGACUUGAUCCUUUGUGGGGAGAACGUAAUCAGGAAUGAAGUCAUCCGAAAGGCUCAAGAAAAAUACCGCAACACUAGAAGGAUAAUUUGAUACCACGGCGCCUUUGUGGCUUUUGUUGUAAACUUGAUUUCAAUCAUGUUGUAAACUUGAUGAAUGUGAGGUGCCUUUGUGGCUUUUGUUGUAAACUUGAUAUGGCAAAUACUGCCUUCAAUUUAGAUCAUUCUAUUGUUUGCUGCUAUUGUAAUGGUAACAGCUCGUUGUAAUGGUGAUCUAUUUUGGACA
This is a messenger RNA of Rhododendron vialii, 1234 nucleotides long. Its product is annotated as cyclic pyranopterin monophosphate synthase, mitochondrial-like. Bases 174 to 875 code for a protein of 233 amino acids. The record is from RefSeq and is a predicted model, not a curated record. NCBI's taxonomy places the organism in Eukaryota, Viridiplantae, Streptophyta, Magnoliopsida, Ericales, Ericaceae. Gene Ontology annotation, biological process: Mo-molybdopterin cofactor biosynthetic process. The transcript has 3 exons.